This is a messenger RNA of Ascoidea rubescens DSM 1968, 1271 nucleotides long. RefSeq names its product Yih1p (gene YIH1). The transcript has a single exon. Gene Ontology annotation, biological process: regulation of translational initiation. Lineage: Eukaryota; Fungi; Ascomycota; Saccharomycetes; Ascoideales; Ascoideaceae. The record is from RefSeq and is a predicted model, not a curated record. Gene Ontology annotation, cellular component: cytoplasm. The coding region runs from base 137 to 964 and encodes 275 amino acids. Gene Ontology annotation, molecular function: protein binding.
CUCUCCAAUCGAGUUUGGUUUCUCAGCUUUCUUUCCAGUCGGAAUUUAUUCUUAUCAUAUCAGUUUAUUUUUCAUAAAGUAUCAAGCAAUAUCAAUCAAUGUAUAAAUCAUAUUAAACAAUAACCAAAUUUUUAAAAUGGGAGCAGAAGAAUUAAACGACGAGUUUGAGGCUAUUGAAUCGAUAUUUCCUAAUUGCCUUCAAAGGUUGGGCUCAAAUAUGAUCAAUUUAACUCUCCCAAAUGUUUUAGAUUGUCAGAUAAGAAUAUCUUUCAAUGAUAACUACCCAGAAAUAGACAAACCACAUAUUAUUUUUGUGAAAUCAACUAAUAAGUACAUUGAAGAGACACAUCUUAAUGAAAUAUCCAAUAAAUUAAUGGAAUCAAUUUUUCAAGUGGGUGAAGUUUGUUUGUUUCAAUUUAUCGAUGAAUUGGAUCUGGAGUUGUUCAAAACCGAAGAAAUUAAAAAAAAUUCUGAAGUUAGAAGAAAUUCUGAAAAAUCUCAUGAUUUGGAUAUUGUUGAAGAUGAAAAUUCUGCAAAUGAAAGAGAAAACAACAUUUUAAAAAACUGGGCAGUAUCUGACCCAAUUACAGAUCGAAACUCCACUUUUAUUGGUUUCGCGAGAGAAGUUCAUUCAGAAAUAGAUGCUAUUUUAUAUCUACAAGAGUUGCGAAAAAUUAGAAAAAUUUCUAAAUCUACUCAUCAAAUGUCAGCUUGGAGAAUUAAAAACUUGAAUGGAACUUUAGUACAAAAUUGUGACGAUGAUGGCGAAAAUGCUGCUGGCGGAAGACUACUUCAUCUUUUAACUAUAAUGAAUGUAUGGAACAUUAUUAUUGUUGAUGUCAGAUGGUAUGGAGGAACUCUUUUGGGAUCAGAUAGAUUUAAACAUAUAAACACAUCUGCAAGAAAUUCUCUAAUCAAAGGUGGUUUUGCUCAAGAAAACCAAAAAAAAAAGAAAAGAAAGUGAAGUUAACCUAUUUGAGUUUCAUGGCAUUAAAACCUACCUAUUUAAAAUAAAGAACAAUUGACAGAAGUUUAUAAAUUUAUAGUAUAUUAUAAUCAAUUGGAGGUUUUUGUUUAAUAUAAUUUGUUAUACAUGAAUGAAAUUUAAGUAAGUUGAAAAUACCUCUCAAUUACACAAAUUUCAAAUCCAAAAUUCCAUAAGACUUGAGUUGUUUUAUUGUUUUUGUUGCCAAAUAAAACAACAUAAUAGUUUAAUUACGAUUCACUGAAAUGAAAUAUUAUAAUUUGAAAGUUCAUACAUUCAUAUAUAU